UAUCAUGCGCCUUUGGAGGGAAGGCAGUAGCACAUCACCAAGGAGCAGCUUGAGUUCCUCAUAGAUUGUCAUAUGACCAUCAGACAAAUGGCAGAUGUUCUCAAUGUGUUGCAAUCUGUGGUCAAGCGGCGCAUGAGGUGGAGGAUUGUUAUCCAUGGUGCUGUGGAUGGUUACAGCAGACUUGUUGGGUUUCUGAAAGCCUCUGACAACAACAGGAGUGUCAGUCAUGGAGUCAUUCGAAGCAGCCAUCACCAGCUACGGAGUACCAUCCCGGGUGAGAAACACCGGAUGGUGAAAACAACCGUAUCUGUGCCUUCAUGGAGCAGUUCAGGGAUGUUGAGAGGGGAAGUGCCCUCAGAGGAAGGUGCACUCACAACCAGAGGAUAGAACGGCUGUGGGGGGGACAAUCUGACAUGUAGUCUCCAACGUUUACCAUUACCUGUUCACCUUCUUGGAGAUGGAGCAGAUCAUUGACAUCAACAAUGAGGUGUACCUGUGGGCACUACACUUUGUGUUCCUGCCACGGGUGAACAGAGAUCUUGCUGUGUUUGCCAGUCAGUGGAACUGCCAUGGGCUGAGGACUGACCAACGGCAGUCACCUCUGCAGUUGUUCGUCUCGGGUUCCCUGGCAAUGCAGAGGGCCAAUCUGACAGCAGUAAGGUAUUUGUUCGCCCCCACCUCUGCUCCUCCAACCCCCACCUCUGCUCCUCCAACCACCACCUCUGCUCCUCCAACCACCACCUCUGCUCCUCCAACCACCACCUCUGCUCCUCCAACCACCACCUCUGCUCCUCCAACCACCACCUCUGCUCCUCCAACCACCACCUCUGCUCCUCCAACCACCACCUCUGCUCCUCCAACCACCACCUCUGCUCCUCCAACCACCACCUCUGCUCCUCCAACCACCACCUCUGCUCCUCCAACCACCACCUCUGCUCCUCCAACCACCACCUCUGCUCCUCCAACCACCACCUCUGCUCCUCCAACCACCACCUCUGCUCCUCCAACCACCACCUCUGCUCCUCCAACCACCACCUCUGCUCCUCCAACCACCACCUCUGCUCCUCCAACCACCACCUCUGCUCCUCCAACCACCACCUCUGCUCCUCCAACCACCACCUCUGCUCCUCCAACCACCACCUCGGCUCCUCCAACCACCACCUCGGCUCCUCCAACCACCACCUCGGCUCUUUAUUGGUCGGAAUGGGUGAUUGUGCCACAAAUCCAGUUCACCAUCAGCAACACACAGAUGGAACUGUUGCGGACAAUAAUUCCAUUGGAAGGCCCCAGAGGCAGCCUGGGAGUUGACUAUCUACAGAGGGUUAUGGCAGUUAUAUCUUCAGCGCCACUCUUUCCUACUCCAACCUGACCUACUACAUACUCCCCUACUGGGAUGAGGGAUUGGACGCUAUAUUUUCAGCGCCCCUCGUUUCUUUGAAUCGGUUAAUUUCUUUAAUACUAUUAUACAUUUUAUAAUACUAACAUUCCCCCUCUUUCACACACUGUAUGAUUUGGUCUCUAGAAAGGUACGAUAGACAUCUUCAACUCUAAACGGAUGAGGACCAGGUGGCCUUAACCUUUGUUAAGUACUUCCCCAUUCCAGUACGAUUCUGUUUGGUCAUAUUUGGAGAGAGUCAGGUACUGUUAAGAUAUACGGCCUAUGGUUACUGUAUUUUGCUCUAUGGCACUUUAGCACAGCAUUCCAUCUGCUGACACGAUAUUUGUCUUCCACUCAGUACAACACGACCCAGGAGAGGCCUACUGCAAGCACUGGAUUGGAACCUUCAGAGCGUGGCUGCUGUGGGAGGACAACAGAACAUUCUGAAUGGACAUUAUUAAAAUGUAAUGCCCAUUAUUUUAGCAAUGCCCAAUUGGCACUUUUAUAAAUUGUUGAAAUAAACGUGUGGAGAACGCCCUAUAGUUCUUUUUUAUUUUUUUAAACUAUGAA
This is a messenger RNA of Oncorhynchus gorbuscha (pink salmon), 1948 nucleotides long. RefSeq lists its product as uncharacterized. Bases 458 to 1369 code for a protein of 303 amino acids. The record is from RefSeq and is a predicted model, not a curated record. NCBI's taxonomy places the organism in Eukaryota, Metazoa, Chordata, Actinopteri, Salmoniformes, Salmonidae. The transcript is spliced from 2 exons.